CCCACCGACCCCAACUCCCACUCUCCUUCUCUCACCAGAUCGUCGCCGGGCAGUGCUGACCUUCGCACCACCACCACAGUCGUUUAGCUUCUUACACGCUCAUUUUUGUGUGUCUUUCCUUCCAUCGCCAGUCCGACCUCAACACCACUCGUUAAUUCAUCUACAGCUUCUAAUUCUCGAGGUUACAUCUUCCAACCGACUCCUUCACUAUCACUGCAACUUUCCAACCGUCCGAUCGUUGAUUUGCUUCUUACAGUCCUUUCUGCAUCGGACCAUGUACUGAUCCGCCCUCGAUCCCGUCAACCAUGGAUAGGCACAGCAACUCGCGACAUGGCCGCCAGCCGCUCGCUGACACGACCAAGCGAGUCAACAAUGCAACAGUCGUCAGCACGGCGCGUUCCCAUCACAAAGGCAAUGAUGAGAAUUACGUAUUGAGGUCCAAGAAGGUUGUCAGAGGCUCGUCAACAUCUGUUGUCGCCGGUACAAGUCAUCAAGUCGAGCGUCAGACGAAAGGCACAUCAGAUCGACCAGUUGCAGUAGAACGCCCUGCGCCAGUCAGUCAGCAUCUUUCAGCUGUUUCUCAGGAAGUCGACCUCGAAGCCGCCCGGCGCAUCUCUCAAUUUUCCAAUGUUUCUUCCAAUGCCUCCACCACAAGACAGCUCAAGACACACAUUGGACCUUGGCAGCUGGGCAAGACAUUAGGCAAGGGGACUUCGGCGCGUGUUCGUCUCGCACGUCACCGUGUUACUGGCCAAUUGGUGGCCAUCAAGAUUUUGUCCAAAAGCACCGCCUUCAUCAACCAGUCGGGUAGUCUGGCCAAUCUUGACCGGCUCGAACAUCGAACUCCCCAAACCGAUGCGGAAGGCGGUCUUCGUCGAAUGCCGAUAGCUAUCGAGCGCGAAAUUGCCGUCCUUAAGCUCAUCGAGCAUCCAAACAUUAUCAAACUGCUUGACAUUUGGGAGAACAGGUCGGAGAUCUACAUGGUCACCGAAUUUGUUGAAAAAGGCGACAUGUUUGAGUUUAUCCGCUCCGUUGGUGCUCUACGUGAAUGGGAGGUCGUCUUUUACUUCCGCCAGAUCAUGAGUGCGCUGGAUUACUGCCAUUCAUUGAACAUCUGCCACCGAGAUCUGAAGCCGGAGAACAUUCUGCUUCACAGCAGUGGUCAGGUCAAAAUUGCAGACUUUGGGAUGGCGGCUUUGCAACAAAGCCAACACCAUCAGCUCACAACGGCCUGUGGAAGUCCUCACUAUGCGGCUCCGGAGUUGCUUCGACACCAGGCCUACAAAGGCUCAGCGGUCGACAUUUGGAGCAUGGGCGUCAUCCUGUUCGUCAUGCUUGCUGGCUAUUUGCCGUUUGAUGACGACGACCUUGGUGUCAUGAUUCAAAAGGCCAAACGCGCCGAGUACCGCAUGCCCCCGCAUUUGAGCAGGGAAGCUCAGGAUCUGAUCCGGAGGAUGCUGGUGCCCCAGCCUGCGAAUCGUAUUACCAUGGCCCAGAUGUGGCAACACCCGCUCAUCCUCAAGUACCCCGAUAUUCCGCAAUGCUUCGAGUGGGAACAGCGCCAGCAAUCAGGUUUGCAGAAACGCAAUGUCUCGCCCAUCCCUGAGGCGGAGGUGGACAUUCAGAUUCUGAGACAGCUCAAGGCGCUCUGGCACGCGUACCCCGAAGCUGAGCUCAAGCUCAAGUUGGCCCAGGAAAAACCGAACGAUCAGAAACUGUUCUAUCACCUGCUCUAUAAUCACCGUGAAGUCCAGUUGGAAAACUACAACAACAACGUACCCAUCUCGAAGAGCGAUUAUCAUCACCUCAAGCCUCCCAACUGGGGCAAACGCAUCUCCACUUGCGAGUUUACCCAGCCAGGGCGAUACGGUCAGAAACGAGCAGUGUCAAAGUUCACAGUCAUCUCGAAUGUGCCGGGGAAAGCAGACAAGGACGAAACGGGCACAAUACGCAGCUAUGAUCCUUACAAUGCGUCCCGGGUGUUCCAUUCUGCCCCGUACGCCAGUCACGCCAAGAUUAUAAUUCACCGCAAUGGCUCUCAGGAUGGCAUCGGACGUUCUCCCACCACUGUCUCGCACUCGUAUCGUUCAUACAGGUCCAAGGGUGGUUCGGUGCGACACCAGCUUCGAACCCCUUCGCAACGGACCGCGACAACAGCCGGUCGUCUGCGGACCCCUCGGGGCUCCAUGGGCUCAAUUCAUAGCCACCACAGCACCCCGAGAGUUCGUGUCAGCAGCAGGCUCUCCAGGCGUGGGGUUGACUUCUCAGCAGUCCGCAAAGGUCAGAAGUAUCAGGGAAGCCGACAUGGUUCUGUGGCUGCCCCAGCUAGCAUUGCGGGCGACAACACGACAUACGACCGCGAUGCCUACUCGCCACGGAAAGCCACCAAGACCCCAAGGCCUACGACCACCGUGUCUAUGGCUGACGUCAACAACAACAAGAAGGAGGAGAGGGUGCUUUGGGGCGAGGAACUCAAACAGUUUCAUACCUCGAUUGCCCGAGACAUUGACGAAGCCUUCGGUAGCUCACUCCUCGUGUCAGCGCCCAGCGAGACGUUACUUCAGAGCCGUGAAGCCAGCCACUUGAGCUUUUCUUUGGCUGAUUCGUCUUUUGCGCAAAUGUCGCAGUCGUCGCUUGCUGGUCCGCGCUCGUUUGCGAGUAAUCAGCGAGAGUAUAGUAGACCAUUGCCUCCAGUUCCGUCCCAAUCCACCGUCUCUCCUCUGUCAAUCCGCAAGCAGAGUCUGGAGGUUGCGCCUGUAACGCAUAAAGUCUCACUCCUUGACCCUGGCUCAAGCAUUCAUCUUCCUGAUCGUCGGGUGGUGUCAGAUCCGAUUCACAACCGCUCAGUGAAGACAGUCAACCCGCUUCCAUCUAUUUAUGAGAGCAGCCCGGAGGCUGUCCCUGCAGAAACCCCAGUUCGUGUUAAGAACAGAGGGCUGGAUUAUUUGUCCCGGGCUGAGAACACCAUUCGGGUGGUGAACUCGCCAACGGCGGUAGAAGGUGGCGAUCUGGCUGCGGUUCCGCGGCCGCUCAACGUCCGCAAGCUAUCUCUCCAUCCAACCAAGAACGAACGCCCUACCACUGUUCAGGAGUCACGAAGACAUGCAUCCUACUCGGGUCAUCAACCGACCCGCUCGGUUGACAAUACAGAGAAUGGCGUUGGUGCGCAGCCCAAGAACAGGGUGUCAUCUUGGUUCAAACGCGCCUCCAAGGAUGGAAACAGCCCCGCCGUUACCCCCACCACCGGGACGUUCCCCCAGCACGGCGAGGAAUACGCCGGUUCGGAGGCUAGCGGGCCGCCCAGCAGGCCUGUCUCGUAUUCCAUCGACGAGCCUGCGGCAUCGCGCGCUCAGAAGAAGAAGGCGUUUGGUUUGUCGUUCUGGAAGAGCAACAAGGAUGGGCCGAAGAUGUCUAUUGGAGGUGAGAAGAAGACGCUGUGCUAUGUCUUCAGCUGUGACAUGCUAACUUUGCUUGCCAUGAUAGAUUCCGAGUUUGAAGAUGUGCACGUCCACGAAGACGGCAGGUCUCAGAAGAGAUCUAAGGAGAAGCACAACAGUAUGGCCGCUCAAAGUGUCUGGUCUGAGAGCGAUGGGGGUGGCCGUAAGAUUGAGGUGCAGCAGAACUGGCUGGCACGGCUAUUCAGGGUCAAGCCGGCCAUGCGAUAUCUUUGCUUUGCCAUCCCCAAGCGGCGCGCGCGUCAGGAGAUGGCGAUCUUGCUUCGUGACUGGCGCAAGUAUGGCAUCAAGGAUAUCGAGGUUGACAAGGAGCGCAACAUCAUCUUUGCCCGUGUCGCUGCCAAGAACUAUCUCAACCUCAAGGAAGUAUCUUUUGCCAUUGAGCUCAUGACCGUCAUUGAGCACGGGAAGCGAAACCAGCUCUGCAUUGCUCGGUUCACACAAGAGAAGGGUGCCGCCAGCAGCUUCCACAAGGUGGUGGAGGCCAUCAGCACUGCUUUCGAUAACCGGGCUCUCAUGGUUACCGACAAGCGGAAGAUCAGUAUGAUGAUCAAGACGCUCAACUCCUAAUAUCGACGAUGGCCGGACGAGUAUCCUCUUUGCACCUUUUUUUUUUUGUUUUCUUCGGCAUUCUCUCACACCAGCUAUCGGCCACAAUGGAAGGGAAUUUAGGAGGUUUUCUUUCCACUGUCUGCAUCUGGCACUUGGUCUUCGGACCUAGGUUGUUUCUUCGUCUAUAUAUGGCGGAGUCUGGCCACCAGGGUCUGGUAAUAUUACUACUGGAGUGAAAGGUGCUGACGGCAGGUAUACCUUGAGUUUGGGAAAUAGCUUGGAGAAAAGAAGGAAGCAUUGGAGAUGAUCGGGUCAGAUGGAUAAGACGGAGGCCUUGGCUGGGGGGAUUAUUCUUGUUUUGUUGGCAUUUGUAGCGCUGGAGCAUGACGGAGGGAAACAGGGAAGGGGUGUGUUUUGGUUUCCCCUCCCCCCAUUCAGCGACAGAUGGGGCUAAUGCUUUGCAAGAUACCCGAGCUUGGAGGUUCGAGUUUUGCUCGAGGUUUUCUAUACCUUUCGUGCAUUAAAUUCUGGGGUUGUUAGGUAGCAGGCCAGACAGGAUGAAUGUAAUCAAAUAAUGUGUUACCAUUAGU
This is a messenger RNA of Podospora bellae-mahoneyi, 4597 nucleotides long. It is a transcript of the gene GIN4, whose product is annotated as serine/threonine-protein kinase gin4. The record is from RefSeq and is a predicted model, not a curated record. Lineage: Eukaryota; Fungi; Ascomycota; Sordariomycetes; Sordariales; Podosporaceae. Gene Ontology annotation, cellular component: cytoplasm. Gene Ontology annotation, biological process: intracellular signal transduction; protein phosphorylation. The transcript is spliced from 5 exons. Gene Ontology annotation, molecular function: protein serine/threonine kinase activity; ATP binding. Bases 306 to 4025 code for a protein of 1239 amino acids.